This is a messenger RNA of Microplitis demolitor, 1421 nucleotides long. RefSeq lists its product as uncharacterized. NCBI's taxonomy places the organism in Eukaryota, Metazoa, Arthropoda, Insecta, Hymenoptera, Braconidae. The coding region runs from base 297 to 1313 and encodes 338 amino acids. The record is from RefSeq and is a predicted model, not a curated record. The transcript has 4 exons.
UGAGUAAAACGUUAAUCCGUGUUCACUAGCAAGUUAUUCCCCUUCCUAAAUAUAUGUAUAUAUACAAAUAUAUGUACCAUCACUAAACUUGCAAAGAGUGUAUAGGUACUGGUAAUCGAGCAGCGGCUAUAAAUACGACCCUCUUCCAAGUCUACGUACCAGUUUACAGUCACAUGUUGGACGUAACCGAUCUCCUAGUCAUUACUCAAGACAAACUCUGUUGAGUGUCGUAAUAAUUCUGAAAAAUUACCUUUGAGACUGGAAGGAAGUUUUGAAAGUGAGCUUCCGUUCUAAACAUGUGUAUUCGCACGUGUACCGGGGAUGGAGUGGAAAAUGCUGAAGAGUUUACUUCGGAAAAGGUCGGGGACAGUCAACUAGUAGGAACUUUUGAGGACAGUCGAAUGGAGGUAAUUAACACAGAGAUUUUGCCGACGAAACCGGAAGGUAUAAUGCAGUGUCCGUUUCAAGCUCAGAGAAAAACUUUUAAAGCUAAAGAUAAGUUUAUCAAAAAGUACGAAGACAUAAUGCAGAAAGAUCAGGAAAUUUUUCAAGGGGACUCGGAUGUUUCUACUGAUGUCCUGGGAAAAAUGGUUGGUAACUUCAGAAAUGUGUGCAAGAUCAUCAGCUACUACUGCAACAUCAAUGAGAAGUCGGCGUUGUUCAAAAUAAUGUUCGCAACAUCUCAGCCGGCUCACAUAAUUAUGGUUGCAGUUGUCCUCUAUAUUUUAUCAAUUAUAAAUCCAUCUGCCAGCAAAACACAAAUUUUAAACAGUUCCCACUCGAAAUUGACAUCAUUUAUUUAUCUUACGUCUUUUAUUGUUCAUUUCGGAGCACAAAUUUGGAUGACUUUUGUAUCAGGUCUUUCACUGUACUUUGCAUUACCAAGGCAUACAUUCAAUGACGUACAGCGUGUUCUCUUUCCUCGUUAUUUUACGAUAAAUGCUUGUUUAAGCUUUAUAACACUCGUUAUCUUCGUUAAACACCAUCCGUUCCAUACGUGGGAUACAGAAAUAGCUACCCAAGUAUCCGGAAUGUCAGUGGCAUUAAUACUUGAGUUAUUAAUCCGCCUGUACUUUACACCUCCGCUUCUGCGUUUGAUCGCCGAAAAAAAAGGGAUCGAACAGGCAGCAGGAGUUGGAUCCGAGACUGGAUACCAGAGCAUGGGGGCAUUAAAAGACUGCCCGCAUUAUUUGAUGAUCCAUCGCGCAUUCCGUAAAACCCAUGGCUGCAUCGCUAUGGGCAACAUCAUCACCAUGGUCUGCUCUGUCAUUCACCUCUGCUAUUUAUCAAAUAAAUUCUGCGCUCUAAUUUAGUAUUAAUAAUAAUUACUAUUAUUUAAUUAAAUAGAUUUAUUUUAUAUGACUUUAAUUUAUUGAUUUGACUGACUAGCUUAUUUAGGACAUACUCGUCUGCUAUUGUCU